UCGGGCGGUGCGGUCGCACGGCGCCGGGCCCCGCGGUCGAGUGCAGCGUGGAGCCGGGCCGGCCCCAUGCCGAGCCGCCCGCGCCGCCGCCGCCGUCGGUGAGCCCCCGCCAUGGGCGGCUGCGUGGGGCGGCAGCGCCGGGAGCGGCCCUCCGCCGGGAGCCCCCGCAAGAGAGCAGGCCGCAAUGAGCCCCUGAAGAAGGAGCGUCCCAAGUGGAAGAGCGACUACCCCAUGACGGACGGGCAGCUGCGCAGCAAGCGCGACGAGUUCUGGGACACAGCGCCCGCCUUCGAGGGCCGCAAGGAGAUCUGGGAUGCCCUGAAGGCUGCAGCCUAUGCCGUGGAGGCCAAUGACCACAGCCUGGCCCAGGCCAUCCUGGACGGAGCCAGCAUCACCCUACCCCACGGGUCGCUGACGGAGUGCUACGACGAGCUGGGCAACCGCUACCAGCUGCCCGUGUACUGCCUGGCACCGCCUGUCAACCUGAUCCUGGAGCGGAGUGAGGAGGAGGCGGCUGAGCCAGCCGAGCCGCUCCCCAACACCCGGCGUGAGUUCGCCCUCAAGGUGCGCCUGUCCACCGGCAAGGACCUGCGGCUCAGCGCCAGCAUGGCCGACACCAUCGGGCAGCUGAAGAAGCAGCUGCAGGCGCAGGAGGGCAUCGACCUGGCCUGGCAGCGGUGGUUCUUCUCUGGCAAGCUGCUCACCGACCGCAUGCGGCUGCAGGAGACCAAGAUCCAGAAGGAUUUUGUGGUGCAAGUCAUCGUCAACCAGCCACUGCCACCAAGGAACUGAGCUCCAGUGGGGAGUGGGGAGGCCCCUUCCCACACCGAGGCCCGGCGGCACCUUGGGAAUGUCCCGUGCCAUGUCCCAGCCAUGCUGGGGUCAUCGGAUCCCCUCCCCAGGGCUGUGGUCUGGGGACACGGGUACAUUU
Molecule: messenger RNA, 931 nt
Organism: Numida meleagris (helmeted guineafowl)
Lineage: Eukaryota; Metazoa; Chordata; Aves; Galliformes; Numididae
Gene: UBTD1
Product: ubiquitin domain containing 1
Exons: 3
Coding region: 112-792 (226 amino acids)
Molecular function (GO): protein binding
Source: RefSeq, a predicted model, not a curated record